Messenger RNA from Theileria orientalis strain Shintoku, 525 nucleotides. Its product is annotated as endoplasmic reticulum transport protein. Gene Ontology annotation, cellular component: nucleus; TRAPP complex; cytoplasm. Gene Ontology annotation, biological process: endoplasmic reticulum to Golgi vesicle-mediated transport. The record is from RefSeq and is a predicted model, not a curated record. The coding region runs from base 1 to 525 and encodes 174 amino acids. The transcript has a single exon. NCBI's taxonomy places the organism in Eukaryota, Apicomplexa, Aconoidasida, Piroplasmida, Theileriidae.
AUGGACGACGCGGACGCUCAUAACUCCUCAAACGAAGACCCAAAUGUCCAUUCUAAGAUACUAGUACUCAUCAUAGUGGGCAAGGACGACAAACCGCUCCUGAUAGAGGACCUCUCGACGCCAGGCAGAAGGUCGGACCCACCGCACCUCGCCUCCUUCGUGGCACACCAGUCCCUGGACGUAAUCGAAGACCUGGUCUGGAGCAACCCGAGCCUGUUUCUAAAACAAGUGGACGUUUUCGACUUCCUCUCCGUCUCGGCCUACGUGACGUGCAGCCACGUGAGCUUCAUACUAAUCACGCGCGCCCACGUCACAAACACCUCAGACUUUGUAAUAUACUCUCCCAAUUUAAGUUCAAACGAGCCUGACCCGCCUUCCAUGGAUUCCGUGCGUUCAUUCUUCAAGGAGAUCCACGAGCUCUACUCGAGGCAGGUGAUGAACCCGCUGUACGUGUUCAACGGCAGCUUGGAGUCGAACAACUUCAAAAACAAGGUACGCCAGGCCGCAAGGAAGCACCUAAUAUAA